This is a messenger RNA of Gadus macrocephalus (Pacific cod), 4322 nucleotides long. It is a transcript of the gene map3k14a, whose product is annotated as mitogen-activated protein kinase kinase kinase 14a. The transcript has 15 exons. Gene Ontology annotation, biological process: protein phosphorylation; positive regulation of canonical NF-kappaB signal transduction. NCBI's taxonomy places the organism in Eukaryota, Metazoa, Chordata, Actinopteri, Gadiformes, Gadidae. The record is from RefSeq and is a predicted model, not a curated record. The coding region runs from base 1229 to 3937 and encodes 902 amino acids. Gene Ontology annotation, molecular function: ATP binding; protein kinase activity.
CAACUCUUUAUUAUACUCUCUAUUGAUAUGUCAAUCGGUGAAUGCAGUAAAUCUAAUCAAUAAUCAUUUAACUUCAUAUGUAAUUAAAUUAAUUUGGAGCAGUGUUUGGGUGUGCCUGAAGUCUUGGAACAAAUGUAUGUUAUUUGGUAUAUUUUGUGAUCUGUCAACUUUGGAGUUGAGUCAACACGUAAAAAUCCAUCAAUGACUAAAUUCUGUAACUUAACAUGUAACUUCAGGGGUUUCAUUUAGAAAUACACAUUGUUUUGUUGUUCUUCAGUAUCCACAACACAGAAACAACAAUCACUGUAAUGACUUGGCAACCAUAUUGAGACCUCAGGUGUGCUGGUUUCAAUGCAGAACAUGAAUGAAACUUGACUUCUUCAUAGAGUCAAGGCAAUAGAAUCUAGGGUCAAGGGCUGUGCAGACUCACUGAUGCAACUCAUUGGAAUGUGAAUCCUCACAAUCUUAACCUCAGUUAACCUUCUACUAUGGUCAGUGAAAUGAGUAUUAUUAACAAAAAACAGUUGUUAUUUUGAUGAUAUCUGAUUAGUACUAUUAAUUACUUUUUACAGAUCUGGAUGCAUGUUUUAUUCUUUGCUUUGGUGGUUUGGCCCUUAAAAUCACCCAGGAAAAAAAGAAGUCUUGCAUAGGUUUUUAUGUUUUGUAUAAUUAUGGAACAACACACCUUACUACCGUUUGUGUUUGUUUGCAAGUUCAACUGUCAUAACAAGGUCUGGGGUUGAUUUCCUGCUUCAUAGGGCCAACCACAAUCUCGUUCUCGCAUCGGUUCAUAUGAUAGAUCAAAUGUCGAUGUGUUUCAAUAUGUCUCUAUACCAAGUGAUAAAGAGAUCCUGCUAUUGCUUAAUUUUUUUAAAGAAAAACAACUUAGAAAUAAUCCGCCAGUUGCGCUUAAUGGACAAAGCUGUCCAUUGUUCUUUUUUUUUUUUAAGCAGGUGCAACGUACCUUAACAGGCGAGCGAGGAUCUCGUUCUCUUUAGUGUUUAAAGAAGCGCGCCAUGCAUGACUACGGUUUGGGUGGUCAGGCUCCGGGUCAAGUUCAACUGAAGGAACGAUUUCUGUUCGGGACAGCUGUGGGCAAACUGUUACAUUGGUUAAUUGGGCAGAAAGAGGAUUGGGUGUGGUUAUACGUUGUGUGUGGGAUGUCUUUACCUUUUGGGUUCAUCGUGUUCCUCGUCAGCGCGUUCAACCCCAUCCCUGUCGUACUGCGAUGCCGCUUUCUUUAGACGACGAGAUGGCAGUGAGGCAGAGGAUCUUCAACUCCACGGCUCCGUUCUCCGGUUCCCCCCGAGCCGAGCUGAAGGGGGGCUACGUGGGCUGCUCGGUGCCCGACCAGGGAGCCCAGGAGGAGGAGAGGAAGGAGGACAAGGAGGGCUACAUGGCCAUUCACCCGUACCUCAGGCAGGUUCUAACCCAAGGGACGGCAGAGCAGGUGGGCGAGGGCCCACUGAAGAACUCCACCUUCGUCGCCCAGGCCGAGUGUGAAAGCCCGGGCUCUCAGCAGUUUAUCUCCUCCUGCUCUGACCGCUGCUUUGUCGCGACUCCCAACUGCUUCACCAGCAACGUGUCGACAGAGCAGAACCAUGUCGCGUGUCCGACAACCGCCUCUGUACAGGAACACACCGUGUCCCUCCUGCUGCCCCCCUCCCGGAAGAAGACGCGGAAGAGACAGAAACGCAAGGAGAAAAAGAAAGAGGGGAAGAAAAAAGAAAGGCACCGACACCGCAUUCCCUCUGGGGUCCCGGAGCAGGAGAGCGGGACUUCUCCGGUCCAAUUCCCGGCGGAACCAUUCGGAAUUCAGUCUCUCAUCGGGCUCAGCAUACACAACCGCUCCAGCAGCAGCUGCAGCUGCACGGCUAGCGACCGGACCGAGGUGCAGGACACCCAGGGCCCUCCCGUGUACAGCCACCCACAGAUCUACAGGAGAGCGUCCCUGGAAUGGAGCUCCCAGGCCUGCGACCCCCUCUCCAACCUCCCGUCCUACGGCCAGGAGAGCGACAGCGAUGCGUCCCUGAGCAGCGCGUGGGACUGCCCCCUGGCCGUGGCCGGCCUGCGGGGCAGCGUGAGCCAGGGGGACCCCUGCUUCGCGGGGCCCUUCUUCAAAGACGUGGAGAAAGAGGUGAGGGUUGAGGAAGACGAGGCGGAGGAGGAGUGGUCGUCGUUACCUGCCUCACCCGUCGUCAACGAGGGCAUCGUCUUUUACAACGAGGACAUCAAGCCUGUGGAUUCGGAGUACCGAGAGGGCCAGGAGUACCGUUUAACGCAGUUUAUUAAGGAGGGCUCCUACGGCGAAGUGUUCAAAGCACAAGACAUCAACACAGGCUACAGAUUUGCAGCCAAAAAGAUACCCCUGAGGAGUUUCAGCAGUGAGGAGGUGGGUACGUGGAGUGCCCUCACAUCUCCCCGCGUGGUGGAGCUCUUUGGGGUGGUCCGAGAGGGGUCCUAUGUCAUCCUGCUCAUGGAACAGAAAUGUGGGUCCCUGGGCCAGCUGAUCGCAGAGCGAGGGAGGCUACCCCAGGACUUGGGUCUCCACUACCACUGGCAAGUCCUAGGAGCACUAGAGUACUUGUUGAAGAAACGCGUGGCCCAUCUCGAUAUCAAAGCCGAUAAUGUCUUGCUGUCCGAGGACGGAAAGGACACCUUCCUCUGCGACUUUGGCCAUGCAGAGAGACUUGACAGUCAAGGAUUUAGCCUCAGUGGUUUCAAAGAUAACAUGAAGGGGACAGAGACCCACAUGGCCCCUGAGAUCGUCAAAGUGGAGCCGCGAGGAGCCAAGGCCGAUGUGUGGAGCAGCGCCUGUAUGCUACUGCACAUGCUCAAUGGGUGCCAGCCCUGGACCCGAUACUACAACUGUCGCCUCUACCUCAAGAUAGCCAAUGAGCCGCCUCCUAUACGGGAGAUCCCGCCUGACUGCAGCGACCUUACCGCAGAGGUGUUGAAGGCGGGGCUUCAGAAGGACCCGGUCAAGAGGGCGUCAGCAGGUGUCUUGAAGGAAAGAACGUCCAAGGCUCUCAAAGAGUUGGGGGGCCUCAGAAGCUCAAUCAGGGGCCCCUACACAGAACCACUGCAGAUUACUCCCAGGCCCGUCUCCUGCUCCUCCCUGGAUCCCUUCCCCAGCAGUGAUGACCCUAAAGAGGGGGGAGAGGAGGGGGAGGAAGAGGGGGAGGUGGAGGAAUGCACCGGUGACCUGAUCAGCCCUGGAAGCAAAAAGAAACUUGACAACGUUGGCGACAGUGAUGAUGAUAAUCCAGAGGGUGAAGCAAGAACUGUAGCCGGAAGGGCGUCGCAGCAGAGGUCGCUGCUGUCGGGUCUGCAAUGUCACCUCCGUGACUCACCCAACCACAAGACUGCCAGCCAUGUCAUGCCAACCCCCAUCCCGGACCACGAACUACACAAACUAGAGCGAGAUUUCUAUUUGAGCAGUCUGUCUCAGCUACACCCUGCCGAGAUGCAGGAGCAGCUGCUGUCCUGUCUGAGCAGUGACUGCCAUUCCAACUGGGAGUCAUGGGACAAAAGGGAUUCUGGCCGUUGGUCCAUUACCCCAGGAGAUGAACUCAGCUCCGGUGUGUUCUCAUACAACAGCCAGGCAGACGGACAGGUCUUCAGCAUGGACUGGCUGGGUAACAUACAGAUUCCCCCUCCCUGCUGUUUUGAAGGGGUGGACGUGUCCAUUCAAGACUUCAACAGACGGAGCAUACGGAUCAGGGAAACCCGGCGGGUGAAGGUGGGACACAUCGCCACUGGAAUCAGUGACCAGAUCUCUGAGAGGGUUUACACCUUGGAGACGGAGGACGGCGGACCAGUCGGCCAUGAUGAUGAGGUUCUACAGUGCGGGCUUCACCUGCGCUGCGUCUCGGCCCCCGACUUCAGCCCCGCCUGGAAGUGGAGGAUCAGAGACGGGUUGCUGGAGACGAGAUAGAGCCAAGCAUUCACCCCACAUAUAAGCACCCCAUUACUGGCUACGAUUUGACUUGAUUGCUUUGGACUCGCCACAGACAUCUGAUUAUGUUUAUUUACGGAUGUACUUAUUUCAUUGGAUUAUUGAAAGAAUCGGCAUCUUUCUGCUGGUUGUUCUGGUUUUUGAAUGUUCAAUUUAAAUAACGUACAAUUUGAUUGGUGGCAUUUUGUUUCUUCCUCAAACAUAUCAGUGUUGUAAUGGUUUAAUCUAAAACCAAUAUGACUUUUAAUUGCAUGAUGAAAUGUAUAGAACCACAGGGUUGUUUUAACUAUUGCUUCUCUUAGUCAUGACACUUCCUCAGUACACCAAUUUAUAAAAAACAUUAAAUGACUAUGAGUGGAUAAUA